Messenger RNA from Drosophila novamexicana, 757 nucleotides. RefSeq lists its product as uncharacterized. Lineage: Eukaryota; Metazoa; Arthropoda; Insecta; Diptera; Drosophilidae. The transcript has 3 exons. The coding region runs from base 1 to 696 and encodes 231 amino acids. The record is from RefSeq and is a predicted model, not a curated record.
AUGUUGAAAUUCGUGUGCCUGUUCGCGCUGCUCGCCUCCACGGCGGCGGCAGCCUCCGAGGCUGACAGCUUGCUGACGAGCGCCCUCAAGAUGGUCAAGGAUUGCGGCGAGCGUUCCAUGUUGUUGUGCAUGAAGGAACGCGCCCUGCACUACUUCGACACGGAGAAUGGCGAUGUGCGUCUAACCGAGGGCAUUUCCCUGGUCAAAACCGAUGAGAUUCCGGUGGGUCGCGCCUUGAACGAUGUGACGCUGCCGGAGGAGGCGGAGGCACGCGAAAGUGAGGUCGAUUCCCUGCUGGUGGAGCGUGUGGCACGCUUCUUUGGCACACAUACGCUGCAGUUCAAGGUGCCCAAGGACUCCAUACAGGACAUGCAGCGCGCCCUCGAGGAAUCACGCGGCAAGAAGAAGGAGAAAAAGAAGUACCUGAUGCCGCUGCUGAUGCUCUUCAAGCUGAAGAUGGCCGCUCUGCUGCCGCUGGCCAUUGGCUUCCUGGCGCUGAUCUCGUUCAAGGCCCUGGUCAUUGGCAAGAUCGCACUGCUGCUCUCCGGCAUCAUUGGCCUGAAGAAGCUGCUCGAGUCCAAGAAGGAGAACUACGAGGUCGUUGCGCAUCCCCACUACGAGCACGAGCACAGCUACGGCCGAUCGCUGCAAGGCGAUGAGGCACAGAACUUGGCCUACGCGGCGUAUAAGCAAUAAGUUGCCAAAUACAACAAAACAACAACAAAUUAGUGCAAUACACAAAAGGAAAAAAGAGAGA